Molecule: messenger RNA, 993 nt
Organism: Penicillium bovifimosum
Lineage: Eukaryota; Fungi; Ascomycota; Eurotiomycetes; Eurotiales; Aspergillaceae
Product: malate dehydrogenase
Exons: 8
Coding region: 1-993 (330 amino acids)
Biological process (GO): tricarboxylic acid cycle; carboxylic acid metabolic process
Cellular component (GO): cytoplasm
Molecular function (GO): L-malate dehydrogenase (NAD+) activity
Source: RefSeq, a predicted model, not a curated record
AUGGUUAAAGCUGUUGUUCUCGGAGCUUCUGGUGGCAUUGGCCAGCCUCUCUCCCUUUUGUUGAAGGCUUCUCCUCUCAUUGAUGAGCUUGCCCUCUACGAUGUUGUCAACACCCCCGGUGUGGCUGCAGAUCUCUCUCACAUCUCCUCAGUCGCCAAAAUUACUGGCUACCUGCCCAAGGAUGAUGGAUUGAAGCUUGCCUUGACCGGUGCCGAUGUUGUUGUCAUCCCCGCUGGUAUCCCCCGCAAGCCUGGUAUGACCCGUGACGAUCUUUUCAAGGUCAAUGCCGGUAUUGUGAAGGGUCUCGUCGAGGGCAUCGCCGAGUUCGCCCCCAAGGCCUUCACUCUCAUCAUCUCCAACCCCGUGAACUCCACCGUCCCCAUCGCUGCCGAGGUCCUCAAGGCUGCCGGUGUCUUCGACCCCAAGCGUCUCUUCGGUGUCACCACCCUGGACGUCGUUCGUGCUGAGACUUUCACGCAGGAGUUCUCCGGCGCGAAGAACGCCUCCGAUGUCACCGUCCCUGUCAUUGGUGGCCACUCCGGCGAGACUAUUGUUCCUCUGUUCAGCAAGGUUUCCCCCAGCUUCCAGAUCCCUGCUGACCGUUAUGAUGCUCUUGUCAACCGUGUCCAGUUCGGUGGUGAUGAGGUUGUCAAGGCCAAGGACGGCGCUGGCUCUGCUACCCUCUCCAUGGCCUUUGCUGGUUUCAGAUUCGCCGAGGCUGUCAUCAAGGCUUCGAAGGGCGAGAAGGGUGUUGUUGAGCCUACUUUCGUCUACCUGCCCGGUGUCACUGGAGGUGAUGAGAUUGCCAAGGCCACCGGUCUUGAGUUCUUCUCGAUUCCCGUGGAACUCGGCCCUAACGGUGCCGAGAAGGCCAUUAACAUCCUUGACGGUGUAACCGAGCAGGAGAAGAAGCUCCUGGAGACUUGCAUCAGCGGCCUCAAGGGCAACAUCGAAAAAGGCAUCGAGUUUGCCAAGACUUCCGCACCAAAGUAA